Molecule: messenger RNA, 861 nt
Organism: Sungouiella intermedia
Lineage: Eukaryota; Fungi; Ascomycota; Pichiomycetes; Serinales; Metschnikowiaceae
Source: the annotation of a GenBank genome assembly
AUGAAAGUGUUGGCCAGUCUCGCUCUCUGUGUUGGCUCGGUGAUGGCCUUUGCCGAUACCGCUCCGAUGUAUUCCGGGCUCAAUGCUUUUUCCUCGGACUACAUCGUUGAGGCCACGGAGGUUGCUAGUCAAGUUGGUGAGUACACCUCGAACUUGUGUUCCCAAGAUGACCGCCAGAAGCUCUACAUUUACCGCGUGAGCGGCUUGCAGGCCACUAAGCCACAGUCAGAUGCCAUCAACUACGUCAGACACGUGCACUAUGACCGGGCUGUCGACUUGGACUUCCCAAUCAGUAAGGAAUGUGUGGUGAAGUAUGCAAGCAGUUUGGAUUCGGAGGUGGGCGACGCAGACGUUGUUGUCGUUGACAUUGAUGAUGGAAUCGCUCACAAAUUCGAAGAAUUUUCCACCAAUGGUGCAUUCAUUGUCCAGGGUAAGCCUCUGUUCACUGUCAAGAAGAGAAGCUUCAGGGAGACCAUCCAGGAGGAUUUGGACAUUUUGAAAAAGAGAUAUUAUGAGUCGGAAGAGCUGGACGACGAAGAUUCGGAGGCCACAUUUUCCGAGGUCGAGGCUGACUUCAAGGCUGCAGAAUCGAUGAUUGCAGAGGAGGAAUCGUUUGUCACUGCAUUCGCUGAAGAAAAGGAAGGUCUGGUCCCAGGCGCCAGCAAGGGCAACUCCACUGGUAAGGCCAAGUCAAACUUAUUCACCGAGUACCGCUUUUUCACUCCUGGUGUGUGGCUGUCGUUGAUUGUGUCUUUGUUCUUGGUAUUCGUUGUUUCCACGGCUGUGGGGUGGAUCACCUCCAUCGAGACCUCCUACAACGCUUUUGAGAAGCAGGUGGACUACGAGAAGAAGAACGAAUAG